Messenger RNA from Cyprinodon variegatus (sheepshead minnow), 1135 nucleotides. RefSeq names its product phospholipid-metabolizing enzyme A-C1-like. Gene Ontology annotation, cellular component: cytoplasm. The coding region runs from base 191 to 772 and encodes 193 amino acids. Gene Ontology annotation, molecular function: A2-type glycerophospholipase activity; glycerophospholipid phospholipase A1 activity. The record is from RefSeq and is a predicted model, not a curated record. Gene Ontology annotation, biological process: N-acylphosphatidylethanolamine metabolic process. The transcript is spliced from 5 exons. NCBI's taxonomy places the organism in Eukaryota, Metazoa, Chordata, Actinopteri, Cyprinodontiformes, Cyprinodontidae.
GAUAGGAGAUAUCCUAUUGUGGAUUCGUAACAUACAGAACUGCACACACGGUCACGACUACUCAGAAGUAUUGUUCCAAAUUGUAUAUAAGGAAGUGGUUUCCUUCCAUUCAGUAAACUCCAAGUGUUUCAAAUGAAGAGAUGGCUUUUUGAAAACUUUCAUUUAAAACAAAUUAUUUCACCAGUCUGACAUGUUCACCUCAGACCAUGACUGCUUAAAGCCUAAGGAAGCUACCCUGGUGGAUGUGAUCCUUCUGCUGAUGAUCACAACACUGGAGAUGAGUAGAUUCCAAUUUGGAGACAUCAUUUCUUAUAAAACGAGGUGUAAAGUUGGAAUUCGGUACAAACACUUCGCCGUCUACGUUGGAGAUGUAAAUAUUUGUGGGAAAAACGCCGGGGAGGAAAUCUAUGAACAAGCAAAGAAAUAUCAUGGUAAAUCGUGCAGAUUUUCUAAACUACUUAUGCACGAGGAGCCAGAAGUGAACAAUUACCUGGAUGACUAUACAGACCCCCUAACAGGAGAGACUUACGGUAAAGGAGAUGAUAAGGAAAUAAUUAAACGCAUCAUUGAGACGUAUCAGAACUGCAGGAUUUAUGGCAUCCUUCAUAACAACUGUGAGCACAUUGCCACCUACGUCCGCUAUGGAGUGAGGGUAGCAGUGCAGUUCAACAUGACUGGUGAGGGUCUCAUGUUAGGCAGCGAUAAAUUUGACAAGAAGCAUUUACGGGAGUACCUGAGGAACAAAUCCAAAUGCCCCUCGCAUCACAACUGAGAGGAUUCUUCUGAUUACGCUCCAUUUUAACAGACUUUCAAAGAUGUCGACCCGGACACUUCGCACUGGAAGGAAACUCUUGAAAAGCAACAGCAUUGAAGAAAACCAAGUCUUCAUUUGGUCACAAGUUUCAGACUCAUAAAUGAAAAGGACAGUAAUAGUUAUUACUUUAAUGAUUACCUUCAAGCUUUGGGACAAGUUAUACACAAACAUUUAAAAUAAAACAAUAUUUAAAGUUUUACUUAUUAAGAGAUCCAAGAGGGGAAAAAUAGGUGUUUCUGUGAUUUUUACAAAAGGAUUGGAGGGAUGGAAAUCGUUGAAGUUAAAAUAAAGAGCUACAAUAGCACUACUGUCAAUAAAGCA